Cynara cardunculus var. scolymus (artichoke) is the source of this 1356-nucleotide messenger RNA. RefSeq lists its product as uncharacterized. The transcript has 3 exons. NCBI's taxonomy places the organism in Eukaryota, Viridiplantae, Streptophyta, Magnoliopsida, Asterales, Asteraceae. The record is from RefSeq and is a predicted model, not a curated record. The coding region runs from base 136 to 1170 and encodes 344 amino acids.
GUUCUUAAAACCCCUUCCCAUCUGUAUUUUACCCCCACUCCAAUCGCUCUGUGUUUCUUUGUCUUCUCACUGCAAAUCAGUUUUCCGGCGACUAUUUCAACUUUUCCGGUGAUCACAGAAACAUAAAGGCCUAUAAUGGAGACUCCACUAUCAUCAAGAAGAAUCACAAGAUCACAAGCUAUGAUGGCUCUGGCUGCAGAAAACACCAUACCCAUGUCGUCAAGAGGAGAGAAUGAAGAAUCUCUGAAGUUUGCUCCGAAAUCAAGACAAAAAUCCAACGGUGGAAAACAUCAAGAACGAGAAAAGUCUGCACUGAUUGAUAUAACAAAUGGUUCACCGAUCGUGGGUCUUGCGAUGGGAAGUUUAAAGACUCCAUCGUCAACGUGUUCGAAGAAGAGGAUGAUGAUUCAGAACACCCAAUCGAAACAAGCCACGACUCCUGGAUCUGGAGAGUCUUUAUUAAGAGGCCAAGUGAAAACCCUCCUGCAAAAAGUCGAAGAAGAAGGAGUGAUCUCAAAGAUUUCUUUCGAACACAACCCUUUGAUCCAUAAACGUUUUAUGAACUCUCCGGUUGCUGUUCUUGCUCCAACGCCUGCUAAUACGCCUCAAGUUUAUGACUUUUCAACUAACAACAAUGCUUCUGAAUCCUUUAAUGUUUCUCCAGUUGCUGAAAACUUCAGUUUCUCUCAGAUGCUUAAUGAGAUCAUCAUUGAACCAAAUCAAGAAGAUAAGAGUGAUUCUGAUGAAAAGAUUGUGAUAACAAGAUCAUUGUUCAUGGAUUUCUCCGAGAAAUUCGAGGGUUCUGAUUCACCUGUCCAAGGUUCUGAUGCAUCAGUAUGGUCGGUUCAGGUGAACGCAAGCACGAGCGAAGAGUAUAAAGACGAAGAAGAUGAUGAGGAUUACGAAGAUGGUGAUGAUGUGGUGGUGGAUGAGCUUUGUGAAGGAAUCAGCAAGAUAAGUGUCAACAAUGAUGCUAAAUUCACUGGGAAACACAUAAGGUUUGUGUACAACAGUGACGGGGAACUCGAAGGAGAGAUGGAAUCAUCAUCGUCGUCGUCGUCAACAAAGACUGCAUCUGGGAUCUUGUGCUUGAAGGGUUUGCCAACACCAAAGGGGAAACAUCUGAGGUUUCCAGAAGAGAAUGAGAGUGAAGAAGAAAGAAGUGUCUGAUUGAUGUUUGGGAAUCUUUUGUUAACAUGUUUUGCUUGCUUUUUGGUUGUCUUUCUUGCGACACCAACAAUCCAUUCAAAGUUUUUGGUUUUUUUAAGAUUUGAAGUUGAAUUCGUAUCAUACAUACAUAUAUAUGUUGAUAUCUCUCAAUCUCAAUUUAGUGAAAAGAAGUCUUCAUUUGUCAUC